UGUGUCCGCCCCUGUUUACUCGGAUUUGGGACGGAUCGCACCGCAAAUCCUGGUCGAUUUUUGGUCCCUGCUCGGAUUCUCUCUCCCCUCUCAUAUACCGAUCGAGAUUGGGAGCAAGCACUCGUACAGAACAGAUCGGGCCUUCACCAACGUAACUCAUUUCGUGCAGCUCUCCGAUCCAUGAUCCAUCCGGCCGUGUUACUGAGAGACGACACCAUUGAAAAAGCCCUCCUCCUCCCAUGACGACGGGCACAUACGACACCGACGUCGUCAUGGACGACGGCACUGUGAUCCGGACAACCAUCACGUCCUCCGGCGACGCCGUCAACCUUUUCCUCCGAGAGGUCCGCAAGCAGGCAGGCCAUGGCCAUCCUCCCCACAUCGUCGGCCUCGACACCGAGUGGCGCAUAGUCCACGACGAGGACGGCCGCCGCAAGAACCGAAUGGCCGUCCUGCAGCUCUGCGUGGGCCACCGCUGCCUCGUCUACCAGAUCUUCCACGCCGACUACGUCCCGGACGCCCUGAGAGACUUCCUCGCGUGUCCGGACCACCGCUUCCUCGGCGUGGCGGUCGACGGCGACGUCAAGCGGCUGUCCGAGGACUGCGGCCUUGUGGUCGCCGACGCGGCGGACCUGAGGCACGUCGCGGCGGAGGUGCUCGCCCGGCCCGAGCUCCGGACUGCGUCGCUCAAGACGCUCACCCGCGAGGUCAUGGGCGUGCUCAUCGACAAGCCCAAGUCGGUGACGAUGAGCAAGUGGGACGCGCGGCGCCUGUCCGUGAAGCAGGUCCAGUAUGCCUGCGUCGACGCGUUCGUAUCCUACGAGAUUGGCCGGCUGCUGCUCACCGGUCAGUGCGCGGAACAUGCGGCGACAGGUGAAAUGAUCUCACCGUUCAUUGCCUCCGUGGUUCCGGUGGCUUGAGCUUUGGACUGGACAUCAAUUUUUUUUCUAGCUUAUUACUAGGUUCAGGCACGACAGCGUUGUUGGCGUGCUGCAAAGAGCAAACCUACAACACCAAGCAUGUGAAGGUGUGAUUUGAUCGUAGUUUGUGCCUUUUCUG
Sorghum bicolor (sorghum) is the source of this 1059-nucleotide messenger RNA. RefSeq names its product exonuclease 3'-5' domain-containing protein 2. Bases 240 to 920 code for a protein of 226 amino acids. The transcript has a single exon. Gene Ontology annotation, molecular function: nucleic acid binding; 3'-5' exonuclease activity. Gene Ontology annotation, biological process: nucleobase-containing compound metabolic process. NCBI's taxonomy places the organism in Eukaryota, Viridiplantae, Streptophyta, Magnoliopsida, Poales, Poaceae. Gene Ontology annotation, cellular component: nucleus; cytoplasm. The record is from RefSeq and is a predicted model, not a curated record.